Saccoglossus kowalevskii is the source of this 1296-nucleotide messenger RNA. Its product is annotated as probable GPI-anchored adhesin-like protein PGA55-like. The record is from RefSeq and is a predicted model, not a curated record. NCBI's taxonomy places the organism in Eukaryota, Metazoa, Hemichordata, Enteropneusta, Harrimaniidae.
GGCGGCGGUUCAUUCGUAGAGAAUGUGUUGGACUUGGUUAUAGUUCUUAGUUCCCACCUUCGCAGAUUCAGUGCUUCAUUACCACCCACGGAACGUUCAGUCAACAUUUCGCAAAUUUAAUGAUCUAAUAUCUGUUAACCAUGACUGAUUCCAGUUUCCCUGGACUUGGACGCGGUAGUCUUUUAAAUAACAGACCAUGCUCUGUACCACCCAAGGUACAAUUGGCACCGCGAUUUGACCCUCAGUCUGAAAGCAGUGAUUCUUUCACUGACACCAGUACUCCUUCUGAUUCAGAUGAUGAUGAUUACAUUUACCAGGAGUUGAGUAAACUCACACAGUUUGCAUCACCGGGUGUCCCUCUCUCAUCAUUAAACAAGCAAGAUUCCUCUACAACAGAAACUCAAGGUGCAGCAAAACUCAGCCAGUAUGAGAAUGCAGAUGAAUCUACACCAAGACCAAAUAAAAACAACUCAGUUUCGUCAAAAGCAGAGCUUGCAAAGCUUUCUGGUGGUGCAUUUAGAGCACCAUUCAGUAAGAUGUCUAGCAGUAGCAAUGAUAGUCUGUAUGAUGCCAGUAGAAGAGUAUCUGAAAAUAGUAGUGUGAUCAUUGAAGGCUACAUAAGUGAUGCAUCAUCUGUCUCAUCAGUGGACAGUGUUAAACCUAAAAAACAAAUAAAUAUGCUUCAUCAGGGACUUGGUCGUGGUAGAGCAAUGAAGACUGCUCUUCAUCACAAACACUCAGUAUCUAGAUCUUCUUCGGAUGAACUGCUGGUCCGGACGUACAGUCCAUCAAAAGAUAACAGUAUACAGGAUAAAGGAAUUCAGAAAUUAGGACCACACAGAAAGGUAGUGUCAAAUAAUAGAUCUCCUAGAGGUGAGAGUCCGAGACGAACACAACCUCAACCGAGAUACCAAGAUAAAGCACAGAGAUGGAAAAGUCCUCAACGUACUGAUAAUAUUCCAGCAAGGUUGUCAGAUGCGCAUUCCAGCGCAUCAGAGAUUCAUUCUGAUCUUGAGGGAUGUAACAAGAAGGAGCAGGAUUUCUUGAAGAAUGAAUAUGAAUGGCAGAAAAGUAAAAUUGAAAGGAAGAUAAAACAGAUUUUGAAAUUGUUGUCGCCAACUGCUACUGUUGAAAGUGCCAGAGAAAUUGAGAAAAUCAUAACCACAGAAACAUCCAAGUUGACUAGUUUUCCAUGGCCAAAGGAAUUAUUUAUCACUCUUGAAGUAAUAUUUGAGCAUGCUAUAAAUGAUUGUGAGCAGCAUGAUAAUAUUUGUGUUUUGAUUCAACAACUUUCUG